Molecule: messenger RNA, 4695 nt
Organism: Rotaria sp. Silwood2
Lineage: Eukaryota; Metazoa; Rotifera; Eurotatoria; Philodinida; Philodinidae
Source: the annotation of a GenBank genome assembly
AUGAAAUUUAUGUCCAUUGCUUUACCUGACACAUCACCUUCAUUUCUUACAAAAUUAUUUGAUCUUUGUAUAAAUUUACGUAUAUAUGUAAUUGAUCCAAAAUCAAUACCAAUAUCAACAAUAGUUGAUACAAAUAGUUUAUUUGAAUUUAAUCAAAUUAUUAGUCGAAUUCUUAUUAUGAUUCAUACUGAAUUAACAUUAAAUGGACAUUCUAAUAGACGAAUGCAACAAAUCGAUAAUGGUCCACUUGAUUUUAUUAUUAAUAUGACAGCACCAUUUAUUACAAAACGUUGGGUUCUAAAAUUUGAUCAAUUACAUGUUAUGACAAACCCUUUGGGUAUAUUAUAUUAUCCUCAAGAAUAUAUUCCAGUUUAUCUUAAAACUUCUAAAACAAUAUCUGAAGAUUAUCUUCUUGGUCAAUUAUUAUCAAUUGAAUCAAAUAAUAAUUUAACAUUAAAUUAUUCAUCAUAUAUAUCAUUUUCUCUUGAGCAAACAUAUUUAAAUACAUCGAAUAUAUUACAAGAAUAUUUUUCAAAAAUCUUAUUAAUUCAUAUUAAAAAAAAUCAUUAUUCACAUAAAUUUUCAUUUCAUAUGAAUACAACAAAAUUAGCUCGUAAUAUUUCAUUAAUUUUUUUUAAUUUACCAAAUUCUCAACAAUAUUUAUUUACAAUUUAUAUAGCUUAUAAUAAUUCAUGUUUAAAAUCAAAAAUAAUUAAUGACAAAUAUCUUAAUUAUAUAAUUAAUAUUGAUUUAUGGCAAAAUAAUUAUUUUGUUUAUUCAAUACCAAUUAAAUCAAUGUCAAUUGUAUGUGCACAAGUUGAAAUUACGUCGAAAGAUGUAUCUAUUCGAAAUUUAAAACGAACAGGACAUUUUCUUGUUGUUGAAACAGGUUGUUAUUCAUUUAAUGGAAGUAUUGAUGAAAAUUAUUAUACAAAGUUACAAGAUAAUAUAUGUCAAUUGAUUAAUGACAAUAAAACUCAAUUAAGUAGUCAUUUAUUAUUAUCAAAUGCUCAUUUAACAUGUUAUUGUCAAAAACCUAUAACAAAAUAUCUAGUUUUAUGUCAACCAAAACCAAUUCUUGUUGAAUUUGAAUUAAAUGCUCAAACUUGGCUUCAUUUUUACAUUUAUCUUUCUUUACUACUUUUUAUUUCUCUUCUUCUUGGUGUCUAUGCUAUUUAUAAAGAUACAUUAGAUGAUUAUAAACCUUUUAUAUAUUUUGUUGCUGAUAAUCAAGUAGCUGCUGUUAAUGUUCAUCUUUAUCAAUUAACAAUAUUUACUGGUCUUCAACAAUCAACAUCAAAAGAUUUUAAAAUUUAUAUUCGUUUAAUUGGUGAAAAAUGUCAUGAUGAAUCACAUUGUUUAAAUUUAAAUAUAUCAAAUGUGUUUCAACGUGGUAGUGUUAAUCAAUUUUUAAUUACUUCUUUUAUCGAUAUAGGUCGCAUUGUUGCAUUAAAUAUGUGGCAUGAUGAAAUAAAUAUUAAAUCUGAUUAUUAUAUACGUCAUUGUAUAUUAUAUGAUUAUAAUUCUCAUCGAACAUAUUAUUUUUGUUGUUAUACAUGGUUAUCAUUACGUAAAGGUUUCAAUAUGAUUAAUGAAAUAUUUUAUGUUGCACAAGAAGUUGAUCAAUAUGCAUUUGGUCAUUUAUUUCUUUCAACAUAUUCAUGGCUUUAUUAUCAUUAUCAUUUAUUAAAUUCAAUAUUUAAUAAACAAAAAAUAAAUACAUUAUCAAGAAUAUAUCGUUUACAUAUUUAUUUUUGUUUAAUUAUAAUUCAACUUUAUUUUAUUCAAAUUCUUAUUAUAUCAUGUCGAAAUAUAAUAAUGAAUCAACGAUGUGCAUAUAUAUUUCCAUCAUUUUUAUUUCUAGUUGAUCAAUCAUUUGUUGCAACUGAUUGGAUGGAAAUUUAUCAUGUAAUUUCAUUUAUACUUAGUAAAACUUAUAUUUUAUUUACUAAAAUAAUUCGUCUCAAUUUAUUUCCAUCACUUUUCAUUGCUCUAUUUCUCAGUUCACUUAUUGGUAUUCUUACACCGAUAUUUAUAUGGGGUUUAACCUGUUUAACAAAUCGUAUUGAUCUCUAUCGACAAUCAUCAAAAGCUACAAAACAUUAUGAAGAUUUUAAUAAUAUCCAUUCAAUGAUAUAUACAAUGGCAUCAAGUAUAGCAGAUUUAAAUUCAUAUCGUCAAGAUAUUGAACAAUUUAAAUAUAUUCAUAAAUUUGAUUUACAACAUCGUUUUAGUAUUAGUACAUUAGGAGAAAAUGAAGAAACUAGUUCACAAUCAGAUAGUCAAAUUGAAUUAAAUAAUAAUUCUUAUAAUACUCAACAAUAUCAAUCAAAUUCUAAUAUUAAUUCAUAUUUUCCAAUAAGAAACAAUCGACAACUCGAAAUGAAUAAAAUACAAACAUCAAUUGAUUCAAAAAAUCGUUCAACUUCAAUACCCUAUCCAAAUAAAAAAUUUUCACAACCAAAUCAACCAUUUGAUGAUGAUGAAUUUUCAUUAUCAACUGAAAGUUCUCAAUCAAAUAUACAACAACAAAAUAUUAACAUACCAACAAUUAAAAUAAAAAUUCAUUGGCCAAAAAAAUCUGAUCAACCAACAUUUAAUAUGUACAUAUUCUAUUUAAUUAUGUUCUAUAGUAUAUCAAUUAUUCUUGGUAUACUAUCAAUUAUAUGUAUGUAUUUAACAAUGAAAACAUUCACAGAAAUAGAAAAUUAUUUUUUAACAUCAGCAAUUAUAUUUAUACAUAUAUUAACAAUAUUAUUUACAUUAAUAUUUGAAAUAAUUAUUAUUUUAAUUAUAUCAUUACUUAAUGCAACAUUUUUUCAUAUAACAGACGAAGAUAAAUUUAUUUCAUCUGUUGUUCAAAUUCCAAUUAUAUCUAUGAUUGAUAUUAAACAACAUCAAUUAAAUCAUACAUUUACACUUAAUCGAGAUAUUACAUUAACUGAUGUACAAUUACGUGAACGUAUUCGUGAACGUUUUCUUGAAUCGUCAAUUAUUCGUGCUGUUAGAGAUGUUAUUGGUUAUAUUGUAUUUAUGGUUAUUAUUAUUAUGGUCUUUGCUAAUACAUCACAAAAUAUUGAAACACGUUUAACAAUGAGACAAUAUACAUUACAAUUACUUCUUCGUGAAGAUAUUUUUCAAAAUAUUGAUUAUAUACCUGAUACUAUGGAUUGGAUUAGUUAUUUUAUUGAAAACCGUCUUUUUCUCGAACAUAAAGAUUAUUCUUGUCAAAAAGAUACUUGUAAUUAUGUUCAAAUUCCUGAUUCACCAUUAUAUUUAAGUAAAAGUAUUCGUAUACGUCAAAUUCGUGUCGAACGUAAAGAUUGUCAUGAAAAAAUAAAUAAUUUAUUCUAUCCAUCGAUACCACCAAGUUGUUUUGUUGGUGGAAAAAAUUUAAUGAAUGAUAAAAAAUUUGUUAUUGGUGGUCAGCGAAAAUGUUCUGGUUGGGAAGAAUUAUCAAUAUUAAAUAAUUUAUGUAAAGAUGUUUGUAAUUAUACAUCUAUAUGGUCAGCGUUAGCCUAUAAAAAAAUAACAAAAUUUUAUACAACAUAUGAAUCACCAUGGUAUUUUAUGUUACAUUUAUUACCACAAGAAACAGUAUGUUUAAAUUUAAAAAAAAAAUUUAUCUUAUUUUUUUCAUACAAGGUUGAACGUUGUAAUCGUAAAAGAAAGUAUUAUGAUUUAAAUAAAUAUAAUUGGUUAGAUGAAAAAACUUUAGUUGUAAUGAUUGAAGGAAAUUUAUAUUCUCCCCAAACAUCAUCAAUGAUUUCAUUUGUUUUAAUUAUUGAGAAAAAUCAAUAUGGAAUGAUUGAAAAAGAUACUUUUAUUCAAGUAUCUGAUUACACAUUAGCAACAAUCGAUGAUAAUACAUUUCAACAAAAUGAUACCGAACAAAUAUCAACAAAUGAAAAUGAUGCUGAAAAACAAUUUGUCGCGACAAAUUAUUUAUUUGCUGUUCUAUUAUUUGUAAUUUUCACAACAAAAUUAUUCGAUCUAGCAAAAUAUACUCGAAAUUUUGGUUUUUAUGGUUUUGUUUUUUUUCUUCGUACAUUAUCAAAUAUAAUUGAUGGUAUAUUAUUAAUACUUUGUUGUUAUUAUUUUUUAUUAGUUCAUUUUGAUCAAAAUGUACUUCAAUUAAAUAAUCUAAUACAAUCAUUAAAUAUUCAUCAUUUAUUUGUAUCAUUUCGUGUAUUAAUUAUAAAUAAUACAAUAAUAAAUCAUUUAAUUGGUUUAAUAUGUUUAUUUGCAAUAUUUAAAUUACUUUAUUUACUUAAAUUUAAUCCUAAAACAUAUUUACUUGCUGAAACAAUGUAUAAAUCAGCUGAAGGUUUUAUAUUAAUAUUAUGUUUUGCAUUUUUAAAUUAUUUUAUAUUUACAUUAAUUGGUCGUUUAUUUUUUUCAAAUGAAGAAAAUUUUAAAACAUUUUUUGUUGCUUUUCGUGUUGUUUUAAUAUCAUCAAUAAAAGAUGCAGCAUCAACAGAUAAUGUUAUAUCAGGUACAAUAUCAAGAACAUUAUGGCAAUUUUUUCUUUGGGUUUUUUCGGCAAAAAUUAUUGAAUAUUUUUUAAUAUCAUUUGUUGUACAAAAAUUUUCAAAUAUAAGAAAAACACAUCAAUUAACAGAUGAAGAAAGAAUUGUUGGAAGAAUAUUUCAAACAUUUUGGACUUAUUUUGCUUUUAAUAAAAAAAUAAAAUAA